Molecule: messenger RNA, 2166 nt
Organism: Aureobasidium musti
Lineage: Eukaryota; Fungi; Ascomycota; Dothideomycetes; Dothideales; Saccotheciaceae
Source: the annotation of a GenBank genome assembly
AUGGCUCCCAUCGACAUUCCCAGCUUUGCUGACAAGCAGCUAAAGCUUUUAGCUGCAGAGUUGAAUGCAGAGCUCGAAGAGACUGCUCUGCUCACCGCCACCCAUGCUCCGUCCACUCUCGCACGCGCCGGCCUGGCUGUCUUGAACCUCUCUGUCAGCGCUCAGCGCACAGGUCUGGGUGGUAAAUCUCUAAUUGAGCUUUGUCUGGACCCCGCCAUUGCCGGUACCGAAACUCAGCUUCCCGAACAUGGAUUACGCGUGGGCGAUAUCGUUGGUGUUUCAGAGCAGCCAAAGGGUGCAGAGAAGAAGAAAGAGCGUCAGGACAUGGAGAAGAAACAGAUACAAGGCGUUGUUGUCAAAGUCUUGAGAGAGAUUAUUGUUGUUGCUCUGGACAAGGACGAGAUUGACAUUCCUGGCGGGAAACUUUGGCUGUUCGUCAAUUCUACAAUCAUGUUUUGGAGAAGAAUGCUGUUGGCUGAUAGGUGGUGUGUCUCCGUAGUGUUAAACUUGCAAACGACGUUACAUACAAGAGGUAUAAUAGUGCUUUCUACAACCUUGACUUUCAAGACUAACCCAUGGCCAGGNAUGAAUCAGACCAUGACAAAAUUGCUGGAGAUGCCCGAGAGUGAACACUCCACACUCAUGCGCGUUCUGUUCGGUCAGUCCUCCGCAGUAUCAGUCCAGCCUAGAGACAUGGCAGAGGAGCUAGACUGGUUGGAUCCUUCUCUGAACGACUCGCAGAAGNNGGAAGCCAUCAAGUUCGCUCUAGCUUCGCCUGAAGUUGCCUUGAUUCACGGACCUCCAGGAACAGGAAAGACUCACACGUUGAUCGAGUUGAUACGCCAGUGUCUCAAGAAAGGUCUUCGACUCUUGGUCUGCGGACCCAGCAACAUCUCGGUCGACAACAUUGUCGAGAGGUUAUCACCACAUAAAGUGCCUAUGGUCAGACUCGGCCAUCCAGCUCGCUUGUUGCCAGGAGUGUUGAACCACAGUCUCGAUAUCUUGACGCGUACGAGCGAUGCCGCCGCCCUGGUCAAGGAUAUUCGCAACGAGAUGGACGCCAAACAAGCAAGUAUACGCAAAACAAGAAACGGCAGAGAACGCAAGGCCAUUUAUGGAGAAAUCAAAGAGCUACGCAAAGAUUAUCGACAGCGUGAAGCUUCUUGUGUAAACAGUCUGGUCCGAGAGAGUAAAGUCGUCCUUGCGACACUGCACGGUGCUGGUGGAUUUCACUUGAANAAUCAAGAGUUCGACAUUGUCAUUGUCGAUGAGGCCAGUCAGGCUUUGGAGGCACAGUGCUGGGUGCCUCUGCUGAGCAGUGGUGCAAGCAAGUUGAUCCUCGCUGGAGAUCAUCUCCAAUUACCACCUACCAUAAAAAGCUCGAAUUCGAAGUCAACCAANAAGAACCCGAAAACAGGGCAGGGCGAUGUCAGUUUAGAGACCACGCUCUUCGAUCGCAUGCUUGACCUCUACGGAGACGAUGUCAAGCGCAUGCUGACCAUCCAGUAUCGCAUGCAUGAAAAGAUUAACGCUUUCCCGUCAGCAGCACUAUAUGAAUCAAAGCUCAUGGCGGCGGAAAGUGUCAAGGCAAGAUUGUUGAAAGACCUACCCUACGAUGUUGAGGAGACUGAGGAUACAAUCGAGCCUGUAGUCUUCUGGGAUACACAGGGAGGCGAGUUUCAUGAGAAGACUGAUGACGACGACGAACCGAAGUCGAAGAGCAGUCUACUAGGAGAGAGUAAGAGCAACGAACUCGAAGCAGCUAUCGUCAAGAAGCAUGUACAGAGCUUGGUCGAUGCUGGCGUUAAAGCAGAAGACAUCGCUGUCGUCACACCGUACAAUGGCCAGCUUGCUGUCUUGUCACAAUUGCUUAAAGAGAGGUUUGUUGGCAUCGAGCUCGGAAGUAUCGAUGGAUUCCAAGGCAGAGAGAAGGAAGCUGUGGUAGUCAGCCUUGUGCGCAGCAAUGCAGAGCACGAGGUCGGCUUCCUCGCCGAAAAGCGAAGACUCAACGUGGCCAUGACUCGACCGAAGCGACAUCUCUGUAUAGUUGGCGAUUCCGAGACGGUAGGCCGUGGCAGCAAAUUUCUCAAGAGCUGGAUGGAGUUCCUCGAAGAGAACGCAGACCUGCGCUAUCCGGAUCUAGACGACGUGCUUCGCGACGAGUAA